AUGUACCACUCAUCGUCCAUACUUCUGGCCACCGCCGGCCUGGCGAGCGCCUUUACGAACACAAAGGUCGACUUCUUCAUGCGCAAGAACAUCGAUCCCAUCGUUAUCCCGGGCCAGUACAAGAGCCACAUGCACAGCUUCUUCGGUAGCGAUGCCGUGAACGUCAACCUGAGCACCACGGCGGAACUCCAACAGGGCUGCGCCACUGCCCAGAACCCCAACGACCUGUCCGUUUACUGGAUCCCGACUCUCUACCACGUCGAGGGCGACAAGCGCACCCCCAUCGAGCCCGUCGCUUUCACGGCCUACUACAACUUCGACAAGGACCCGGCCGAGGUCGCGAUCCCGCCCAACUUCAAUGUCGUCGCCGGCAACGCCCAGGCCAAGACCGUGGACGACCUCAUCGAAGGCUCCGACGUCGCCUGGCUCUGCCAGAACCAGGACUUCGACGCCGGCGGCAAGAAGAACUCGGACUUCCCGCAGAGCACCUGCUCCACCUCGCUGCAGUCGGUCCUCUGGUUCCCGGACUGCGUCGACACGACCACGCUUAAGAGCGCGUACUCGAACAAGGGCACCUGUGCCGACGGCAUGAAGCGCAUGCCGCAGCUGCGCUUCAGCAUCCGCUACGACACCAAGAAGGCCAUCCCCGACGGCUGGAAGGGCGCGCCGCCCCUGGAGCUCGCGUGCGGGCCGAGCCACUGCUUCCACGGCGACUUCAUCAACGGCUGGCUGGAGGAGGCGGCCCAGACCAUGGUCACCGCGCUGACGGAGAAGAGGAAGUGGCAGGCCGUCGACGGGCCGAACGGCAAGGCUAAGGCGGGCUCCAAGUGCAAGGACAAGGCUACCGAUGCGGACCCCAACAACGGCACGAACGAUUAUGCGGAGAGCGUCAAGCAGAUGGCCAAGAGAAGGGUUGAUAUGAAGAAGAGGAUGGCCAUGUAA
This is a messenger RNA of Colletotrichum aenigma, 942 nucleotides long. RefSeq lists its product as uncharacterized. Lineage: Eukaryota; Fungi; Ascomycota; Sordariomycetes; Glomerellales; Glomerellaceae. Bases 1 to 942 code for a protein of 313 amino acids. The transcript has 2 exons. The record is from RefSeq and is a predicted model, not a curated record.